GGGAAUGUUUCCAGCCGUUUGAACGCUUUUGUAACAUCAUGGCACAGCCAGGUUACGGGUACCCACCGCCUGUGGAAAGUAACCCUCAACUUCAAGGAGGUUAUCAACCACCUCAAGGAGGUUAUCCACCGCUUCAAGGUGGUUAUCCACCACCUCAAGGUGGUUAUCCCCCACCACAAGCAGGUUAUCCACCGCCAGCACAACCUGGAUAUGCUCCCACUCAACCUGGCUAUGCACCGCCUGUUAGCCAACAACCUGGUAAAAAAAUUAAGUUUUUGACGGCUUUUUGAAUUGCUUUCAAUCAGGGCUGUCACUCUUUAACAUCAGUUUUCAGGUCAUUAACUAUUGCUUACGAUCAAAUUCAGAAAAAGUUCUUCACCCCGCCAUACGUGAUAACGAAAUUUGUUCGUCGGUGGCUCGAAACUACACCGUGCUUAAAACAGGAAAAAAUACUUUCUAGAUUACUAAACCUAGUUUAAUUUAAUUUUAUUAGAAAAUAGAGCGAAGAAAUUCGAUCAAAAUAUAGAAUACACUUCGUAAGGUUUUCCAAUGUACUGUCAACGAGAUUCAUGGAGAAUCACCUCGGAAUUGUUUGUCGUUUUAGUAAUGUAAUGUGAGCAGAAGCUCUCAUAUAGAGUGUUAAAACUACAAAAAUACAAACUUUGUUUAUUUUGUCGAAGGAUUUGCAGCCCCAGCUCCUGCAGGUUAUGGACAAAUGCAAUGGAUGCCUCCUCCCCCAGUUCCAGCGAACUGUCCUCCAGGACUGGAAUAUCUAACCCAAAUAGAUCAACUUUUAAUAAAACAGCAAGUCGAACUCCUAGAAGGUAAAUGUUUAGAACUCGGCUGUUUAUUCCGUUGGUUUUUUCUUUGAAUAUAUGGUUACAAGUAAUCUUUUCAGACUUAUGUGCAUGCACAUAUAUAUUUAUUUGUUUGGAUACUUUUACAGCUUUCACUGGCUUUGAAACCAACAACAAAUACAAGAUUUUGAACAGCAUGGGACAGCAGGUGUUUUUCGCAGCGGAAGGUGAGUACAUUUAGUUGUCACGUAUACUACAAUUUUGCAGUAAUAUUUUGAGGCUUCAUAUAUUAAAACAGAAUUCCACUAACGAAUUGAACGCACACCUUAUUAAUUCAGAAAGAUAUAUGCAGUUCUCAUUAAUUUUUAAAAAACUGAAGGAAUACUUAGCGGUACAUGCCAAUUCAUGUUUCAACGGAACUCUUUUUUUUUCCAUCAUUAUUCGUGUUCGCGGUUUCCGUUUUUUAUAAUGAGCAUGCGAAAACAUUUUUCCGCAUUCUUUAAUAACAAAUCAUAAGAAAUAUGCGUGUUAGGCUGGAUUUUACUUUGUACAUUUUUUCGUUAUUUGUUCGGUGAAGUUCGAGACAGAGCUAACUUAAUUAAAAUUAUGAUCUGGAAUAAGGCGCAUGAAAAUUUGAAAUUUUGUUCUAUUUUGAUACGCUUUGGUUGAUAUGUGCAGUGUAAUUUCAUAUUAAAGUUUCUUAAUUAGUUUUAAAUCAUAAUUUAGUGGCUGGAUUUUUUAGGGAAAUUAGCUUGAAAUUUUCCCUGAUGAAUCACGAAGGCUUGUUAAUAUUUAUACAAGCUUAUUUAAGUAGAGUGGAGCAAUAAUUAUAUUUCGGUAGAUCAUGGUUUAUAUUCAUUUAACUCAAUUUUUCAUGGUUAAAUAUUAAAAAAAAAAAUUUAACUAUACUAUUUACAUGGAUGGCCUUCCUUUCCCAGUAUCUCUUUGCCCUUUUCGCUGACUCUACCCUAUUUCUGAGAAUUCAGAUCUAAUAAACUCUGAUUAUAAGAUUAUAAAUGAUACAUUUUUCUGUUGAUGUGUUUUAGAUACUGAUUGCUGUACACGACAGUGUUGUGGCCCAGGAAGACCUUUUGAAAUGAAAAUCCUGGACAAUCAUCAGCAGGAAAUUGUGCAUUUGACUCGUCCUCUGCGUUGUCAGUCUUGCUUAUUUCCUUGUUGUCUUCAAGAGAUUGAAGUGCAAUCACCACCUGGGACAGUCCUUGGCUACUGUGCUCAAGAGUAAGAAAACUUAUCGCUUACUCACAAAGAGAGGGCAUUUUGAUUGAGAAUUAUCAUGGGACCAAAACCUCAGUAAUCACAACGGCCAAUCAACCCAUAAUGAAAAUUAGCAAAAUGCAGGAAGUAUGGGAAAACUCAUGUGAACUAGUCACAAUUGGGUUUUUUCUAAUCUGAUGGGUGAAAAGGCUGGAAAAGUCUUUUGGACCAAUCUUGGAGGAAAUCGAGCUAAAUCAAAACAAUCCCAUAUUACUUUUGACACUCUGUUGAAAAUAGCUCUAUGUGGGUCCUUGCUUAACUCAUUAUGGGAAAUAAGUGCAUCUUGAGAUAAAAAUAAAUCUGAAAAAUUUGUGAUAGUUAGAGGUUAUGACAGCCUUUCUUUCAAUUUUAAGUAUGUCUGUCACAUGCUUUUAGCAAACUAGAAUUAAGGUGUACACGCAAAUAUUAUUUUAUCUUUAGAUGGUCAAUAUGCAUUCCUAAGUUUACAAUCCAGAAUGCUGAUAGAGAAACAGUCCUUAGAAUUGAAGGACCCUUCUGCCAGUGCAAUCUCUGUGGAGAUGUUGACUUUCAGGUAACAGCUUGCAACAUUGUGGUGGAAUUUUUGAUUGUUUGCAUUUUAGUUGGCUAUAUUUACAAAUCUGUUUGCAUUCAACACACUGUAUUUGACUUAACCCUUUAACUUCCAAGACCUGAUUGUCAAUUCUUCCCUCUGGCUGCUGCACAUUUCCUUGUAAAUUAGUUAUGGGAACUUGGUGCUAGAUUAAGAUAGCAGCUUCUAUAUGAUGAGUUUGAAUAUUCUCAUAACCUGUUUGCUGACUAAUGUAUGGACAUUAUAGGGAGAAGUUUCAUGUUAAUCACUUCUGGGGUUUAAAGGAUUAAGAUUGAUUAAAACAAGGUUACAUUGAACCACUGAAGCCUCUUAUAUGGUUCCUUCCCUAUCUGCCUUAAAAUUACUUCAUCUCAAUCGGCCAUGCUUUACUAGGAAUGGUUUUCUACUGUCACACAAUGUAAUAGCCCCUUGGAUGUGAAUAGUGACAUUCCAACAGAAUGCUGCUAGUUUUCUCUAUGCAACAAGAGUGACUGGUUGUUGAGGUGGACCUCUUUGCUUGAGGAAUACUUGAUGAUACUUCAUCACUUGUGUUAACUGGUAAUGUUAUGUUUUCUUUGUGAAUGAAACAGGUGCUCUCUGCAGAUGGCCAGAAUCAGGUUGGAAGAAUUUCUAAACAGUGGACUGGUUUGGUAAAGGAGGCGUUUACUGAUGCAGACAACUUUGGUAUCACAUGUAAGUUAUUAUCUUAACUAUUUGAGAGAAAUUACUGCCAGCAGUGAUCUCUGACUUCCUCUCUCACAUGUUAACUUAACCCUAUAACCCCUGAGAGUGACUGGCAUCUAAUUGUCUCCUUACAUUAUCACCCCUGAAUCACACAUGAAAGUCAUGAGAGAAUAAAGGAAAUGAUCUCUAACCAAAGAAGCUCUUGAUUGUUAAACAAAUUAUUCCGGUCAGCAUCUCAGGAGAUGAGUAGGGAACAGUAUGGAUAAUAUGCAUACUGAUGUUAGGGUGUACAGGGUUAAAGUGGUUUGGUUGCACAGUUUUGACUCUCAAUGGUAGUGCACCCCCAGCUCAGUACUCUCAACUCUGUUUACUUCCUAUUAUAUGGAUUAUAUGAGAUGCACCUCCCAAAAAGCCUAGGGAUACAUUUUCAGGUGAAGCAGUAUAUCAAAGGGUAGGGAAUUCAUUAUCUAAGGUAUAGGAAAAAGAAAGAAAUGGUUUUCAUUUAAUUGUGUUUGAAAGGGCCCAUAGGUUGAUCUCUGGAUGCUUUUUAAAGCUUCCUUGAAAAUAAGAGUUUUUCAUUACUAAGUUAAGUGCUUUUAUUUUACUUUUGUGUUUCAACUGUUACAGGGCAGAAAAGGAAUGUUGUGUUUUAUUUCUAUGUGAAUAAAAGUGAUCUUUUUUUCUUUUUGGAAAAAGAGGUACAUAGAACAGAUUAUGUCUAUUUAUAGAAGUGGCUAGCAUUUUUUUAAGGAUUUUUUUAUUAAAUUUGCAGUUCCUAUGGAUCUUGAUGUGAAAAUGAAGGCUGUUGUACUUGGUGCUUGUUUUCUCAUUGUAAGUACACUUGCUGGUCACUUUCUGUAUGAACUAUACCUAGUAGAGGAUAGCUAAGGGGAGUGGGGUCCUGAUCCUGUUUUACACACAUUUAUGGAAAAUUAAUUCAUCGUGUUUAUGAGAGGAAAACUUAAAAUCUCUCAUCUUGUGUGAAAGAGAAAAUUUCUGGAGGCAAAUACAUGUCAGGCUGGUUCUUAAAUUCACAAAUCCUGCUCACCUCACUGGAAAAUUCACACAUUACAUGUUAAUUUUGUCCUCAGUCACACAUCACCACUAGUGGUUGGUGUCCCCAGCAUGACUCAGUGUCCAACCACUUGUAGUUGGUACCCCAAGUUAGGCUCAGUGUCAGUAGCCACCUCGGUGGUGUUCUCAACACGACUCAGUUUCCAGCCACCUUAGUUGUGUCCUCAACACAACUUGGUGUUAGGCCACUCAUGGGUUUGAUCCCAAGUAUGAUUUCAUGUCCAGUCACUCAUGGGUAGUGUUCCCAGCAGGACUCAAUGUCCAGCCACUUCCCCAUGCUAGAGGUUAUUAGACACAUCACUUGGAUGUUGGCUCGAAGUUGUUAAUGAGGAAUUGGAGGUGGGAGAAUUCUCCAGCUACUGUGCCAAAUUCUCUACCUAAAUUCUGAUUACCUGAGCUAUUUUAUUCAACUAAUAGAUUUUUCUUCUGCUGCCACUGUACACAAUUCUCCUGAUGCUACAGUUUAACCCCUAAGUGUGACUAAAAUCUUAUUUCUCCUUACAAAAUUACCCUUAAAUUAACAGUAAGGUUAUGAGAAUAAAGGAGAUGAUCACUAACUAAAGAGGGUCUUACUAAUUGAACAAAUUCUCUUUGUCAGAACCCAAGGAAAUGUAUAGGGAGUAGUAUGGAGAAGAUGCAUACUGAUGUUAGGGAUUAAAGGGUUCAUGAAAACAAUGCUACUUAUAAGAGAACUUACCUUUCUUCAAGUUAAAAAUGAAUGUAUGUAGUGUUUGUGUAUACCUCUGUAACUCAAUUGUAUGGUGGUUUUAAAAAUCUUGCAAUUUUUGUUCCUGAAAUCCGUUUACUUCCCUCUUCAUAGGAUUUCAUGUUCUUUGAGCAAGCACAGAACCAGGAUAAUAGCAGUUAUUAAUCAGUACCACCAGAAAAGUUUAUCAAGUUUAGCAGGGAAGGAACCAGAAAAGAGCAUGUAUACGUAAUGUUUUGCAGGAGUGCAGAGAAAAGUGAUUUAUUGCUAUAUAGAGAUUGUCAAUGACAUGGGCAAUCCAGCCUUUCACUGAAGCUGUAUACCUUUUUUUUUCUUUUUUUUUUAACGAACCGUUUCAACAACCGUUUUGUCGCACAAGGCUGUUUCCUUGUGGUGGUGUGAUAUCACGCAAGUGUCAUAGAUAGUCAUCAUAUCACGCUCUUCGUAAAAUCCCGACGAGAUCAAUAUUUCAUUUUUUUUUUGUUUGUUUACAAGGUUAUAGUCGUUCGUGGUUGACACUCGUUGAUUUUGAUGUUUUCAUUUGACUAAGUUUUUUAACAACCAGGAGAAGUAAUUGAAAGAAAGGGCUAUCUUGAAACUGAAAGACUGCCUCGAGACUGCCGUUUCGGACAGUUGCUAAUGGAAAUUUGACCCCCUAAAGAUAUGUGCAUGUCUGAAAACAUAAUGAUUGUAAUAAUGUAGAUGUUUUCAAGUGAUUACCGCUGAUCGUUGACAAAACAUAGUUUGUUGCUGGAGUAAAGUAUUCUCAAGUAUAAAUUUUUAUCGUUCUCCUUUGAGGCCGUUCAUCGGCAAGUUACAUUAUUCUUCCUUUAAAACAGCCGCGGUGUUUACGUUGCGUGACUUCCUGGGCUCAGUUGCGUUAAGGGCGGAUAACGCCAUCCAACGAAUAAAUCACUAUCCAGCGGAUAAGUGAUAGAAAAACGUAUAUCGUU
This is a messenger RNA of Pocillopora meandrina, 6039 nucleotides long. The record is from the annotation of a GenBank genome assembly. NCBI's taxonomy places the organism in Eukaryota, Metazoa, Cnidaria, Anthozoa, Scleractinia, Pocilloporidae.